AUGGCCGAUGAGUCUGCCCCGCCGCAACAGUCGCAUCCGUUCUCGCCUGUAGCGAUAGUGACUUCGCCCACUGGAGAGCAACACAGACUGCAUGACGGCGACGAGGAGGACGGACUGUUUCCCGUUGAUGAUAUCGGAGCCUUUCAGGCAGCCAUUGGAUUCGCUGGCCUAAGCUUCAACGCUGCUAGCUCACCGGAUGAGGAUGAUGACGAAGAGGACGACAUCGUCGAGGAGCCGCCGCCACGGCCGUCACGGUCCAGUAGACCUAGCUUACCAAGCAUACGAACUGUCGGCAGCGAUGCUGAUGACAUGUUGCACGUUGAGCUCAAUGAUGGUCCGGCCUUCUUCUCACCCGUGACCGGUCACGUCGACGAGGACGACACGAUACCACUGACUGACGGAUCAAGGCUGCGCCCUUCGACGCUUGCCUUGCCGAACACUCCUAAUGGCCAGCCUCACGACAGACAGCGAUCACGAGCCAACUCAAAUCUUAGCGUCAAGUUUCCGUCCUUCCAUAGUCGGGGCAGUUCAAUGCUUGGUGAUGACCUGCGUGACGUUGAGUCUGGCGGACGCAGCUCCUCAGCCGACCUGAGCAGGAGCUCGUCAACUCGGAAGCGCUCGUUGUCGCACUCGUCCGGAGAGUCGCCGCUUCAUCGUACCGGGACCAUGCUGCGAAAGUUGUCACAGCGUGUUGUAAACGUCAGCAAUGAACCAGAUAUGGUCGAGCGGAGUAUACGCCGCAAAUCGUCAGUGCGACCACCUUCCGUGCCGCCUGUGCCAGCAACGGGCGAGGAAGGUGAUAUUGGGCUGGAUGGCGAAGCAAUUCCGCACGUACCCUUACCAUUACCAGAAAAGGAACAAUCGCCCAUACCAGAAGUUAAGCUUCAUCCGAAGCCUUCGACCAUCGAGCGAAAUCCACUGAGGGGCAAAUCACUGGGUAUUUUUCCCCCUAAGAGCAAGCUACGUAAGGCCCUGCUUGAGGUGCUUGUGCAUCCGUUGUUCGAAGCCUCCAUUCUGCUCCUCAUCGUGGUGCAGACUAUCAUCCUUACGGUCGACUCAGCACCGAGUGUUGCAGAUCAUCCGCGACGGACCACGUGGGGCAGAAGUUGGACGGACUUUGCGUUGUUCGUUAUCUUCGUCAUCUACACCAUCGAGAUAUGCAUCAAAGUGGUAGUCUCGGGCUUCAUAUUUAAUCCGCGCGAGUACAGCACACUCGACCGCACUGUCACGUUGCGCAGAGCUUUGAUCAACAAAGCUAACGACCUUUUCGCGCUCCACCGCAAGCCCUCAGUCAGAGGUCGAGAUGACGAACGAUCGGCAGCGCCAGCGCCGCAAUCACUAUUGCGGUCUUUUACUGCGCAGACGUCGGAAGAUAUCGACGCUGGUUCGCGACAUUCGGCUAAGAAGCGCCUGGCUUACCGAGCCUUCCUGCGACACUCUUUCAACCGACUAGACUUCAUCGCCGUGGUAUCCUUCUGGAUUAGCUUCGUUCUCGCAUUGACCGAGAUUGAGUCCAGCCGCCAUAUCUGGAUCUUUCGUAUGAUGAGCUGUCUACGUAUUCUGCGUUUGCUGUUCGUCACAAGUGGCACUUCGGUCAUACUACGCAGUCUCAAGCGUGCGGCACCGACGCUGCUCAAUGUGGCGUUCUUGAUCUGCUUCUUUUGGCUGUUGUUCGCCAUCAUCGGCGUGCAAAGCUUCAAAUCCAGUCUGCGGCGGACUUGCGUGUGGAACUGGCAGAACCUUACCGAUCCAACACAGCCGCCGUAUGCGCAGAAUCAGAGCUAUGGUGAAUUCCAGUUCUGUGGUGGCUGGAUAACGGAGGGUGGCGCAAAGAUGCCGUGGCUGACCUCCCAAGGAGUCAAUGGCUCAGAUGGAUACAAAGGAUACCUCUGUCCUCGGGGCUCCUUCUGCGUCGAAGGCGAGAAUCCGUACAACGGCACCGUGAGCUUCGACAAUAUUCUACAGUCGCUUGAGCUGGUGUUCGUCAUUAUGUCUUCGAACACCUUUUCCGACCUGAUGUACUAUCUCACCGACAGCGACUACCUAGCCGCAGCCCUGUUCUUCGCCUUCGGUAUCGUCCUUCUAUCGCUAUGGCUACUCAACUUGCUCAUCGCUGUGAUCACAUCGAGCUUCCAAGUUAUUCGCGAAGAGAGCCGAAGCAGUGCGUUCAUGGCGCAGGAGGACGACCACACUGACAAGGAGAAGCGCUUCGCGGAAGAUAGGCCAAAGCGGAAAGCCCGAGGACUGAAAGCGCUGUACGAACGAUCGCAGUGGUUAUGGAUCGUGGUGAUUGUGUACGGGCUCUUGGUCCAGUGCUUCCGCACUGCGUACCUCCGUCAGUACACUGCCUACUUCAUCAAUGCUUCCGAACUAGGCGUCACGCUAGUACUGCUGGCCGAGAUCGUUAUGCGCUUCGCCUCCGACUGGCGAGACUUCCCGUUCCAUUCCCGUAAUUGGUUCGACCUGUUUCUGGCCGUUAUCACGACAAUCAUCCAGAUACCGGUGAUCCACAACUCGGGAAGGGCAUACGCGUGGCUCACUGUCUUCCAGAUCUUGCGGAUCUAUCGAGUCGUCCUGGCAGUGAAGCUCACACGGGAUCUUAUUACACUCGUGUUGCGCCAUGUGUCUGGUGUGCUGAACCUUAUCUUGUUUGUUUUCCUACUGACGUUCAUGGCUGCAAUAUUCGCAUCCCAGCUCUUCCGCGGCGAGAUACCAGAGGAGGACAGUCAAGGCAACACAGUACAAGUCAACUUUAGCACCAUUUACAACUCCUUUCUGGGCAUGUAUCAGGUACUGUCGUCAGAGAACUGGACAACGAUAUUGUAUAACGUCACGCGCUUUGACGUGCAGUGGGGCACUGCAUGGUAUGGCGCUGCUUUCUUCAUCCUCUGGUUCGUUCUGGCAUUCUUCAUUGUGCUGAACAUGUUUAUUGCUGUCAUCCAAGAGAACUUCGAUGUCAGCGAGGAUCAGAAGCGGCUGCAGCAGGUCCGGAUGUUUCUGCAGCAGAAGGAGGGUCAGCUAGGCAACGCUAACAAGGGUACGCUGUCGCUAAGCUCGAUCUUCAAAUUCAGGCAUGCAAAGCGACAAGACCCUCUAGACUUCGGAAGUGCGGCAGUAGACAUGCUACUCAAAGAUGCAGUAGUCAGGGACUUCCUCGACGAGCAACUGGAGACAGAUGGUGAAGCCGGCGGACCGAGUCCGCGACCCACCCACACCGCUACAGGCUUUGUGCGAGACAGCAGCGGGUGGCUUGAGCGCUGGCGGGACUGGGUUGCAAAGAAACUCUUUCAGCGCGAGCAGAACCCAUUCUAUGCGCGUUUGCAGCUGUCCAAGCCAUAUGAGGAGCUGGACCCGCAUACGCUGGCCCAGGAGGUCCUCAACGCCACGGAGCAGCGCAAGGUCACGCAGAGAGAAUAUCUGCGCCGACAUCCGAGGUACAACGACUCACUGUACGUCUUCAAGCCAGACAAUCUAAUCCGGCAACUCUGCCAGCGCAUCGUAGGCCCCGGACGCGGCAAUGAGCGCGCUCAAGGUCUGGCACCGGAUCCGGCCCUUUGGUAUGCUUUCUCGAUCUUCAUAUACAUGGCGAUCGUAGCAAUGGUCUUGCUCGCAUGCGUGACGACCCCCCUGUUCCAACAGACGUACUUUCGGACCCACCCUGGUGCGGACAUACGGUACAACUGGUUCGUGUUUACAGACGUAGGCUUCGCAGCGCUGUUCACAGUUGAGGCAAUCAUCAAAAUCAUCGCCGACGGCCUGUUCUGGACGCCGAAUGCAUACUACCGCAGCUCUUGGGGCUUCAUUGAUGGUAUUGUCCUAAUCACUUUGUGGGUCAAUGUCAUCACUGCGCUCUACGAACCAGAAGGCUAUUCCAGAGCUGUGGGCGCGUUCAAGGCUUUGAGAGCGCUGAGACUGCUGAACGUCAGUGAUAGCGCUCGUGAUACAUUCCAUUCUGUCAUCGUACUCGGUGGCUGGAAGGUAGUGUCUGCGGCGUUCGUCUCGCUGAGCUUGCUCAUUCCGUUCGCCAUCUACGGGCUCAACCUCUUUGCGGGACAGAUGCAGAGCUGCAAUGACCAGAGCGGCAUGAUGUACAACCUCAGCGACUGCGUCAUGGAGUACUCGAAUUCACCGUACAACUGGAACUUUCCAGCACCACGACAGGCAAGCAAUGCAUACUACGACUUCGACAGCUUCGGCGGCUCCCUCUUCAUCCUCUUCCAGAUCGUCUCUCAGGAAGGCUGGGUCGAUGUCAUGAACAGUGCUCAAUCUAUCACGGGCGUUUUCACGCAACCCAGCGCUUUCACAUCGCAAGGAAACGCGGUAUUCUUCGUUAUCUUCAACCUCCUUGGCGCAGUCUUCGUGCUGACCCUGUUUGUGUCUGUCUUCAUGCGGAAUUAUACGGAACAGACUGGCGUUGCAUUUCUGACCACUGAUCAGCGCUCGUGGCUCGAGUUGCGAAAGCUGCUGAGGCAGGUCGCACCGAGUAAGCGGCCUAACACGAAGAAGAAGCGGGAAGGCUGGCAGGAAUGGUGCUAUCGACGCGCGGUUACGAAGAACGGCCGGUGGCAGCGAACAAUGACCACGGUGCUGGUGAUCCAUCUCAUACUACUUUGCUUGGAAUGGUAUCCGGAGUCCGCAUGGUGGAGCCGCGCGAGAGAUAUCGUCUUCCUGGCAUUCACGAUUUUUUAUAUCGCCAACAUCAUCAUUCGCAUUGUCGGACUAUCCUGGGGACGGUUCAGACGGAGUGCUUGGGACGUCUACUCAGUCUUGUCCGUUGGUGGGACGUUUGUCACGCUUCUGCUUACGCUCUCUUCCAAGGACCAGACCCGUGAUUAUGUUCAGGUGCAUAAGCUGUUCCUUGUGUCUGUCGCUCUGCUGCUCAUUCCUCGCAACAACCAGCUAGACCAGCUCUUCAAGACAGCUGCAGCGAGUUUCUCGGCUAUUGCCAACUUGCUCGCUACGUGGUUUGUGCUGUUCUUGGUGUACGCCAUCGCGCUUACGCAGACCUUCGGCUUGACUAGGUUCGGCAGCAAUGAGACGAACAACAUCAACUUCCGGACCGUACCCAAGGCUCUCAUCCUGUUGUUUCGCAUCUCCGUAGGAGAAGGUUGGAAUCAGCUCAUGGCGGACUACGCCAGCAUCACGUGGCCAUUGUGCACUAUUGGCGAGAAGUACUUCGAUGGCGACUGCGGCAGCCCAGAGUGGGCUCGUGCGCUUUUUGUGUCUUGGAACAUUCUGAGCAUGUAUAUCUUCGUCAAUCUGUUCAUCUCACUGAUCUACGAGAGCUUCUCGUAUGUGUACCAACGGAGCAGCGGACUAUCGGUCAUUUCGAGAGAAGAAAUCAGGCGGUUUAAGCAGGCUUGGGCGGAGUUUGACCCUGACGGCACUGGAUACAUCUCGAGGGAGAUCUUUCCGAGGCUCCUUGGAGAAUUGUCGGGUGUUUUCGAGAUGCGCAUUUACGACGGCGACUUCUCUGUACGGGCGCUUAUCGAAGAUUGCAAGCUCGCCCCCUCCAGGGCUGACGCCCUUCCGUUGGACGGCACGCCUGCUCCCACGGAGAUUGACCUUUACAAGCUCAAUCGAAGGUUGGCCGAACUCCCUGUUGGACAGAUUCGAGCACGGCGAGCACGCAUGAAUUUAUUCUACGAAGAAGUUCUGGUCUCUGCUGAUCCGGACCGUGGCGUUUCCUUCAACGCUCUGCUAAUGAUCCUGGCACAUUACAAAGUCAUCAAUGACAACAAAAGCCUUAAGCUCGAAGAGUUCUUACGGCGCCGAGCAAGGCUUCAGCGAGUUGAGGAGGCUGUCAGCCGACAUGUUGUGGUCGGGUUCUUCGACACGCUGUACUGGUCUCGUCGCUUUAGACGGAUAUUGGACGCGAGAAACAAUGCGCGCAUGACCGCUAUACCGACUUUCCACGUGCCAGAGAUUCUAGUACAUGGCGACGACAGCGAUAUAGCGCAAGCCAAGAAGGUCGACGUGCCAUCCGUCAGCGUGACGCCAGUGGACUAUGAUCCUUUGGACACAGCGGACAGUCUCGGCGUCGGCAGAGCGCCGACCAGCGGCUCGGAUGCUGGCAGAAGCGGCAUGGCUGAUCCAGGCAUGGGUAUACGCAAUCGGAGCAGCUCGUUGCAACAACCCCAUUCCCAUCCAGAGCAUGAGGAUGCUCUUGCGCCAACUUCGCCGAGGCUGUCGCCUCGUGGCCACCGGCCUUCCGCUUCAACGAGCAGUCUUCAGCCGGACUGGCAUUUUGCGGCAGCCAUGGAGAAUGCGGGCCCGGGACUUUCGCCGCCUGGGAGCCCGAACCUUAGCGCUACGACGCCUACAGGGCUCUCGAGAAGUCGUGCGGGAAGCGCGGUCAGCCAAAGCGAGAUGAUGGGAAUGUUCUCUUCGUCUCCAUGGGGUGCGAGCAUGGAGCGGAGCAUGACAACUAAGCGGGGAAGCAACGCUAACAGACGGCCGUCGUCUUGA
Baudoinia panamericana UAMH 10762 is the source of this 6468-nucleotide messenger RNA. RefSeq lists its product as uncharacterized. Gene Ontology annotation, biological process: calcium ion import across plasma membrane. NCBI's taxonomy places the organism in Eukaryota, Fungi, Ascomycota, Dothideomycetes, Mycosphaerellales, Teratosphaeriaceae. Gene Ontology annotation, molecular function: calcium ion binding; high voltage-gated calcium channel activity. The transcript has 2 exons. Bases 1 to 6468 code for a protein of 2155 amino acids. The record is from RefSeq and is a predicted model, not a curated record. Gene Ontology annotation, cellular component: voltage-gated calcium channel complex; membrane.